Syngnathus acus (greater pipefish) is the source of this 1774-nucleotide messenger RNA. RefSeq names its product SREBF pathway regulator in golgi 1 (gene spring1). The transcript has 5 exons. Bases 569 to 1171 code for a protein of 200 amino acids. The record is from RefSeq and is a predicted model, not a curated record. NCBI's taxonomy places the organism in Eukaryota, Metazoa, Chordata, Actinopteri, Syngnathiformes, Syngnathidae. Gene Ontology annotation, biological process: positive regulation of SREBP signaling pathway.
AAUGUUACUUCCCUGUUUGGUAGACGGCGUGACACUUUUCUGUUUGUUUUUCAUCAUAUUUGUUUCUGAUUUUCAUCGCGUUGUUCUCGCUUCCUCGAAUGCAAAUUGAAAUGACGUCGGUGUCUCCGUCAUUGCGUUGUCACCCAUCGACCAAUCGCAUUUCGACGUUCAUAUUCACGCCGCUUCCAUGUUGUCAGCUUGUUUUGCUAACGCCAGCGACUAAACACCGAGCAUCUUGAGAUAAAUAACUUCGUUUUUACUGCGCUCUACGUACUAUUUAGUCGUUUUUCAUCCCGCCCCUCAAUUCAUAUUGUCCUCGGUUACGGGUUUGCACAUGCUUUUCACCAAGCUACCUACCGAUUUAAGCGAUCAAGCUAAAGCAGGCCUGCGAUUGAACAUUAACAUUAUAAUGCAAAAUGGGUUAAAAUGCCGAUGACGCGGAACGUUCUCUUUGUAAAUUCAUCAGCCUUGUGUGUGCGUCUUGUCGGGAGCUUCACACAAACGCGCCCGCAUCGAAUCGUGCACAUUUAAGGACAGGCGGUUGGAUGUUUGUGGACCACGUCGAGCCAUGAUGGUGCUCCGGCGGCUCUUAAGGAAACGCUGGGUGCUGGGAAUCGUCUUCGGAUUGUCGCUCAUCUACUUUCUUAGCAGCACGUUGAAACAGGAGGAGCGAAUCACAGGGGACCGCGCCCUUCUGGAAGUGAGAGACACCGAGCAUCGCAUCCCCUGGAAGGUGCGCUUCACUCUGGGAAACAGCAGCCGACAGACAGGCCGCUGCCGCAACUCCAUCCAGGGAAAAACACUGCUCACCGACGAGCUGGGUUACGUGUGUGAGCGCAAAGACCUGCUGGUGAACGGCUGCUGCAACGUCAAGGCGCCGCGCAGCCGCCAGCACGUCUGCAAAAGCUGCCUGGCCGACGGCUGCUGUAGCGUGUACGAAUACUGCGUGUCCUGCUGCCUCCGGCCGGACAAGCAAGCCCACCUGGAGCGCUUCCUGAGCCGCGCCGCCCAGGGCUUCCAAAACCUCUUCACCGCCGUGGAGGACCUCUUUGAGCUUUGCCUGGCCAAGUGUCGCACUUCUUCGCAAAGCGUCCAGCACGAGAACACGUACCGGAACCCCCAAGCCAAGUUCUGCUACGGCGAAAGUCCCCCGGAGCUCCUUCCCAUCUAAACGCCAAGCGCAACAAGAAAGACUGGUGUCGCCUUUUCAGCGUGCUUCCUUACGUCAUACACGACGGAAGCGGUCAGCUCCCGUUUGUCCGACGGAAUGGCUGCAUUGCCUGCGCCAAGCACGCGAUGGCCGGCUUACGCAUGUGGUCCAUGCCGACUGGGCGAGCCAGGGGCAUUUGGGGCCUUAUUGAAGGAAACACCCUGACCAUUGGAAUUUUGGGGGAAACAUAGUUCAACAGCUUGGUGCAAAUGAAAGGAGUGGGCUUUUAGGGAGAGAACUUUAGUAGAAAUAAGUCCAUUUUUUGGCAGUCGUUUAAAGGAAAUAAAUGGGUGAGUUUGACAAAAGGCUAAAAAACAAAAAAGGUUGAGUUUUGACAAUCCUUUUCUUUUUAGAUUGAUUUACAACAAUUUUAUUUCAGUGUUUUUGCUCACUACGGUCAUCUCUUUGAACUUUGGCCACAUGUUUUUGUUGUUUUUCUGGUAUUUAUCAUUUGUAUUUUUACAUCGUGCGAUAUUUAGUGACGAGUAGGCCUACUGUUCAAUUUAAACAAAGUUUGUAACAUAUAAGGUAAAAAAAAACAAUCAAGAAAAAUAUUGAAAAAAA